GCAAAAGGUGACUUCUAGUCCGCUCGAGAUCGCAGUUGCAGGUGCGGGACACAUUUCAUUCAGAUCUUGAGCCGCUAUUCUAGCAACCGCGUCAAAACUCAAAGCUCAGGUCAAACAGGGAUCUUCUCCAAAGCCCAAAGCACCACCACCACCACCUCCUCCUCCAGCAGAAUUCAAAUCACGUCGAUCCGCGCUUCGAUCGCGCGACAAUCAUCGGAAUGGCAGGUCAAAUGGAAGACGCGGCCAUCCAAUUCGCGGAGACUGUACAGACCGCAUCGAUCAACCGAAAUCCUGACCCGAAUCGCGACUUGGCCCCAGAGACUUCGGUUGACAAGAAGGUCCCGGUUCAAUUCGACGAUGCUGCAGAUGUCAUGUCCGAAGCAGAAGAUGUUGGAGAGGAUGAGAUACCGAUAUCAGUACUCAGGCCGCUGCCUGAAGAGCCUCGAGCUCCCAAACAUCUGCAAUUGCCCGACUUGCGAUUUGAACAAAGCUAUCUCAAGAGUAUAAGUCAGACGAAUGAUUGGAGAGUGAUCGCGUACAUCACCAUCAAGGACCAGGUCUUGAUGCCCAUGGUACAGGGUGCCGCCUAUGCACUUCUCAUCGCGUGGUGGCGGCAUUCCAACACGGCCGUGAAAUUCUCUGGUCAGACAAUCGGUGCCAAGAUUCGCCGUUGGUGGUGGGACGUAAACAAUUGGAAGAUCCCCGAGGACACAAAGUGGAAGCUGUCAAAGUAGAUCUGCCAGCCACGACCCAGCCUUCUCGACCGUGAUCGACAGCAGACGAUUUCGUCUGGAUAUUGGGCCUAUGGAACGCUC
This is a messenger RNA of Pseudocercospora fijiensis CIRAD86, 815 nucleotides long. RefSeq lists its product as uncharacterized. The transcript has 4 exons. Gene Ontology annotation, molecular function: mitochondrion autophagosome adaptor activity. Gene Ontology annotation, biological process: mitophagy. Bases 219 to 734 code for a protein of 171 amino acids. The record is from RefSeq and is a predicted model, not a curated record. NCBI's taxonomy places the organism in Eukaryota, Fungi, Ascomycota, Dothideomycetes, Mycosphaerellales, Mycosphaerellaceae.